CCCCUCCCCCUUUUCUGCAGAGCUAUGGCUGCUAAAGAUGUUAUACCUGAGGCUCAGAGCUCAGCGGCCAUGGGAACAGGUGCGUGGGUGUGGAAGGAGGCUACUGGAGAACUGGAAUUUCAAAGGUAGCUAUACAGUACUGCUUGAAGGGCAGAGUCUCACACUCAAAGCCAAGACCAUGGCUGCCAGCAUAUACACAAACAACUGAAAUGACAGGCAGCGAUGAUGAUGGAGUAAUAUCACUGCAAGACAUCAAAGUUGUUGCUGUUAAGCUGAUUGGUGACGACACUCUCAAGAAGACACGACGAAACACUUGUCAUCUGUUUGACAGUUGUUCACAUACACCUGAGAUGGACCACCUCCUCUGGUCAACACUCAUCUACUACAACUGUUGGAGGGAGCACAAUAAAGCACUCAAUGAUGAUAACGUAGCCAUACCAGGUUCCCUUGGUGAUGGUUGCCGAGAGACGCUACGACACUGGAGGGACGAGCUGGCACAGAGUAGGAUCAACCUUGGUGAAGCAUAUUCCAGAAUCAUACUCGGCCUUGGGCACUCUGAGAGUCACCACUGUCAGGCCGGGAGGUUGAGGGUGUCCAGAACACAGACUGACAAGGAAUUUUUUGAGGUGCUGUAUGAGUUCAUAUUGUAUGUGGUGUGGGUCACCUUUGGUUACAAGGACUGGGAGGUGGUCCAUCAACAGCUGGGAAGUUUCUUCAGAACUCCACAGUUCAACAGAGACUUCAAUAGUGGAAAUGAUGGUGCAGCUGCUGUGAGGGUGGAGGGUUUAGGAGAUAUCAAGAAAUCCAGUGAACAAUAUCUAACUUACAAGAUUGUCUAUGAGAGACCGUUUGUAGGAAUGAUGAAAGACCUGCACUCAGAAGCACACACGAGUUACUUCCCACAGCCUAAGGACAAGUAUCCAUGGGUAUUUGAGACAGCCUGCAAACCACCAAAGCAAGAGGGGAACUUUCUACCCACCAACUGGAGCCCUCCCGAGAGACUGGGGAUUAUUGGUGAUAGGAGGACGUACUAUGACCCCACCACCCUCCGCUAUCUGGACGAGGACGGUGCUGAGUCAGCAGACGAGACAGAUAGCAUUAUCAGUGACAUCAUAGAGGAUGAGGGAGAUAGUGACAGUUCAUUCUAAGCAUGUUCUUUAUACAUCAUCAAUAAUUAUAUUAGAUUCUAAUGUGUUUUUAUACAGACUGCCUUAAUUUUUCACAUAAUUUUUUAAACAAGAAUUUUUUUACUCGACAAUAAUG
Halichondria panicea is the source of this 1263-nucleotide messenger RNA. Its product is annotated as protein phosphatase 1 regulatory subunit 36-like. Gene Ontology annotation, biological process: negative regulation of phosphatase activity. Gene Ontology annotation, molecular function: phosphatase binding. Bases 210 to 1148 code for a protein of 312 amino acids. The record is from RefSeq and is a predicted model, not a curated record. The transcript has 14 exons. NCBI's taxonomy places the organism in Eukaryota, Metazoa, Porifera, Demospongiae, Suberitida, Halichondriidae.